Molecule: messenger RNA, 1432 nt
Organism: Papilio polytes (common Mormon)
Lineage: Eukaryota; Metazoa; Arthropoda; Insecta; Lepidoptera; Papilionidae
Product: sulfotransferase 1A2-like
Exons: 8
Coding region: 342-1355 (337 amino acids)
Biological process (GO): sulfation
Cellular component (GO): cytoplasm
Molecular function (GO): sulfotransferase activity
Source: RefSeq, a predicted model, not a curated record
ACAGUUAAACGAUUUUUUUGUGUAAGAUUUUGAAAACAUGUAUUACCGAAUUUGGAAGGGAGAAACGACUGAUGGACUUAUUGUCCAGAUAGAGUAAGAGGGCAGUCACUGUGGAGAUGUACAACAUAAAAAAACAUCUUCUUUCUUUUAUUCUGUAAACUUCGACUGAUUCAGAUUUACUAAUAUAGGCGUGAUGACAUGAUCUCAUCGAUUACAAAUUGAACAAGGCAAAUAAUAAUAACUGAUAAAACUACGUAUAAUAUCUAAUCAAAUAAGAAAUAUAUGAAGUCUAUUUUAAAUUUACAAAACAACUACUUGCAAUUUUCAUUCUUGCUCGCGCAAUGACAGACAACAGUUUCCCUUUCGACAUUCGUCCUGUGGAUGGGACUGAAAAUGAUAAUUUGCAGAAAUAUUUCCAAGGGUUCAAAUAUAUUAGAGUUGGACCAAAGAAUUAUUUUCUGAUAAAUGGGUACACGGAGGGAGCCGCAUAUAUUUACAACAUGCCUCUUAGACCUGAUGAUGUUUUCGUCGCCAGCUUUCCUCGGUCAGGGACAACGUGGACGCAAGAACUAGUGUGGCUGUUGGCGAACAAUUUAGAUUAUUCCACAGCAGCAAAUGUUUCACUUCAGAAACGAUACUUCUUUUUGGAGCAAUCGUUGUUUAUGACGGAGGAAAUAAAAGAAAAAAUCUUAAAGGAUAAUACUAACACUGAAAAGAAUCCUUUAGACGAUUAUAACAUACCUCGUGCUGAAGAGACAGCAAAAUUGCCGUCUCCGCGCUUCCUAAAGACACACUUGCCUAUGUCACUGCUACCCCCGAAUUUGCUCGACACUACCAAAGUUGUGUACGUGGCACGAGACCCACGAGACGUUGCCGUAUCGUAUUAUCAUCUCAGCAAGUUAUUCAAGGUGUCUGAAUAUUUGGGAGAUUUCAAGAGUUACUGGGGAUUUUUCAUUAAAGACAUGGUGAAUUGGGCACCGUUCUUUGAGCAUCUGAAAGAGGCAUGGCAACUACGCAAUCAUCCUAACAUGUUAUUUUUAUUCUACGAAGAGUUAUCCAAGGACCUCCCAACAACUGUACAACGAGUCGCAGAUUUCUUAGGGAAGCAAAUAACGAAGGAUCAAUUGGCAGAGCUCUGUUCGCAUCUCAGCAUUGAUAAUUUUAAAAAGAAUUCAUCAGUCAACUACAAUGAAGCUAAAAACUCCGGUAUACUGACGGCAAAUGAAUCAUUUAUAAGAAAAGGUAAAUCUGGAGGUUGGCGGGACUCAUUCGACGAGGAAAUGACGCGGGAAGCGGAUAUUUGGAUUGCUAAGAACUUAGAAGAUACAGAUUUACGAUUUCCGUCGAUGUUGUGAUUAUUAACCAGACUUGUGAUGAUAAAAUAUUAUUAAUAAUGCACAAAAAGUUUGAUCUCUGUUGAACUAAAUAUAUU